GUAAAAAAAGAUAGCAUUACUCUCUCCCAUCAUGAAGUUCUUAGUUACUCUAGGAUUUCUUAUAGUCUGUGUGACCCUGGGCGGUGAGGCCAGGCUUAAACACAAAAACUAUAUUGAUAGGUUGAUACCUCAGACAGACAACAAAAGGCAACUAGCUUCCUGUGCUGGAAACGAAUUCGCAUGUCACGAGAAAUGUAUCCCUGCCAGCUACGUCUGUGACACAGACAGUGACUGCUCGGAUGGGCUUGACGAGCAGCAGAACUGCCCAACAGACUGCACUGGACACAACCAGUUUAAGUGCCCAGACAAGUGUAUCUCUUCCUACUAUACUUGCGACGCAUCCAAUGAUUGUUCUGAUGGAUCAGACGAGAAAAACUGUUCUGGAUCAUGUCGAGGAUCUGACUUCAAGUGUGGCAAUGGCGCCUGCAUAAGUCACAGCUGGCUGUGUGACGGCGAUGAAGAUUGCGGAGAUCAUACAGACGAGGCCAACUGUGGUGGAACAUGCAGGAAUGGCUACUUCCACUGCACCAACGGAGCGUGUAUCACCCAGACCUGGGUGUGCGAUGGAGACAACGAUUGCCAUGACAACUCUGACGAACAAGGCUGCCCCGCUAGAACCUGUUCCCCCUAUCAGUUUACGUGCACCAAUCAGAGGUGCAUUCCUGCUGGAUAUAAGUGUGAUCAAGACAAUGACUGCGGCGACAACAGUGACGAGAUCGACUGCACGUGUGCUUCGGAUCACUUCAAAUGCCCCCACGGCAAGUGCAUCCCCAACAGCUACCUGUGCGACGGCGACAACGACUGCGGGGAUCUCUCUGACGAAGACAACUGCCCCACCAUCCACCCCGGGGUCUGCAUCGACCAGCUGACCUUCGAAGACUGCUAUCGCAUGAACAUCUCCACCUACCCCAUCUGCCAGUAUUACGCUGACGCCCACAGGUACUGCAGGAAGUUCUGCGGCGUCUGCGACACGUAACUUUUAGGGCCGUGUGCAAAAGCGUCAGGUCAGGGACUGUGUGGGCCGUGUGCACAAUCGUCAUUCUGAAAUGCGCAAAUUUGGUGAGCGUCUCAUAGACAUUGACAUAGCUUGAGUUAAUUAGUCUUUUACAGUCAUAUAAUAAUGAUACAAUGCUUAAAUAAAUUGUGCCAAUAAAAUUUGUAUUUCAAGUC
Molecule: messenger RNA, 1170 nt
Organism: Biomphalaria glabrata
Lineage: Eukaryota; Metazoa; Mollusca; Gastropoda; Planorbidae
Product: low-density lipoprotein receptor-like
Exons: 6
Coding region: 32-976 (314 amino acids)
Molecular function (GO): protein binding
Source: RefSeq, a predicted model, not a curated record